AUGCCAAACAUGGUCCAAAUUCGAGUUUUUGAGCUGCUCCGGUUGAUAAUCCGAUCCUCCUCGUAAGAAGCUCAGUCAAUUUUUCUCCUGAGGGAGGAAGGAGAUGCGCGUCAAUUAUAGGUCGCCCUUUUGUAAAGCCACCGUGUACACAUCUUUUUUCUUUCUCUUUUAAAUUUUCAGAACUAGCUAGUGCCUACGACUACGAUGGCCUAGCCUAGGGCGUAGCAUAGGCUAGUGGACCCAAACAGACUAAACCCCUCACACGACCCUAGAUGUACACACGUGCGGAUCAGCCACUGUCGACAGCCGGCGCCUCGCCGAUGCGUCACGCUCAUCACCGACGCUCCGUCAUUUGAAACGCAAAACCACCUCCACCACCACUCCUCAACCCACUCGAAGCGUGCCACGUUAUCAUCUCCCUUGAUGCCGACAAUGGACGACGGCACGGACACACCGCCGCCGGCCGCUGCGCUUCCGUCACGGCAGUCCCACCCGUUGCCCUUCCGCGAAGACUGCUGGAGCGAAGACGCCACCCACACCCUCAUCGAAGCCUGGGGCGACCGUCAUCUCGAGCUCAACAGAGGAAACCUCCGUCAGAAACACUGGCAAGAAGUCGCCGACGCCGUCAACGCCCGGCACGGCCACGUCAAGAAAGCUCGCCGCACCGACGUCCAAUGUAAGAACCGCAUAGACACGCUUAAGAAGAAGUAUAAGAUCGAGAAAGCUAGGGUUUUGGAGUCAGGGGGAACCCUAACCAGCCAGUGGCCCUUCUACGCUACCCUCGACGCGCUGAUAGGAUCCUCUGUUCCGGCGAAGAAGCCCUUGCCGCCGGUUAAUCGGAAAACCUCGCCGUUGCCCGUUCUGCCGCCAAUGGCAUUGAUUCCGGUCGGCCCACGUUCGAAAAGGCCGGCCACGGCGACGGCGACGGCCGCCGUCGACGACUCUUUCUUCCGUCAGAGCUUCUCCGCUGUUGCUGCUGCGGCAGCGGCAAUGGAGGCGGCGGAAGCGGGGGGUUCGGGAUCGGAAUCGUCGAGGUCGAGUUUGGGAAGUCGGCAGCGGGGCAGGGAGGGAGAGAGGGAGGGGUACAGGGAGCUGGCACGGGCGAUAGAGAGGUUUGGGCAGAUAUAUGAGAGAGUGGAGGGAGCGAAGCAGAUGCAGAUGAUUGAGUUGGAGAAACAGAGGAUGCAGUUUGCGAAGGAUUUGGAGUUUCAACGAAUGCAGCUGUUUGUGGACACUCAAGUUCAGCUUGAAAAAAUUAAGCGGGCAAAGGGAUCGGCCAGAGGCGACAAUUAUUUAUAGCUGGCAAUGGGGGAUGGCAAAAGUUAUGGCUGUUUUUGCUUGAAAACCAUGGGGGAUUUCAGUUUUUGCUCCUUCAAACACAUGGUCUAGCUAAUAUGGUGGUACAAGGUUGCUAGAGGUACUUUGCAGUGAACGUGGUUUCAUUGUCGUGGCAUCUGUGACAUCUUUUUAUGCUUAAAGCAUUGUCUAUUUAUCUUUUGUUUUCGGAAGUCCAGAAUUAUAAACAGAUAAUAGUGUAAACAUCUCUACUUACUAUAGAUUUAGCUGUUGUUUCAUAUGGUCAUUGUUCUUGUUAUUAUGAUUCACAGGUUCCAUUGCCUUUUAUUUUUCAUUUUUGGAGCUCCUUGUAAUUUUGCUCGCAUUUCUAAUUUCGCCAUUGAUUAGUACAUGUUUUAUUCUUGAGAAAAUUGGUGGUUGUUUGAACAAAAACUUGAACAUUCUUCCCCCCUCAAAUCUAUGAGAUUUGAUUUAGUAUUUCAUUAAUAUAAUGAAAAAGUAAACCUGCUAUUUGCAAA
Molecule: messenger RNA, 1814 nt
Organism: Malania oleifera
Lineage: Eukaryota; Viridiplantae; Streptophyta; Magnoliopsida; Santalales; Ximeniaceae
Product: trihelix transcription factor ENAP1-like
Exons: 2
Coding region: 424-1299 (291 amino acids)
Cellular component (GO): nucleus
Molecular function (GO): transcription cis-regulatory region binding
Source: RefSeq, a predicted model, not a curated record